This is a messenger RNA of Prosopis cineraria, 1600 nucleotides long. RefSeq lists its product as uncharacterized. The transcript has a single exon. The record is from RefSeq and is a predicted model, not a curated record. Lineage: Eukaryota; Viridiplantae; Streptophyta; Magnoliopsida; Fabales; Fabaceae. Bases 222 to 1478 code for a protein of 418 amino acids.
GAGCAUUGAUUUGCAUCAUCUUCCCCCUCCCAACCUUCUUGAAAGCUCCCUGCCAACUCCAACCCACUCAUUUCCUUCUCUUUCUGUCUUCCUUUUCAUCUAAGCCUUGAAAAGCUCACACUUCAUGAUUCCUCAGCGACAACCAUAACUUCACAAGCUCAACAAGCCUGAAGAAAUACUCUUCAAAAUCGAGUUCCUGAACUAGUCUCAGUUUCGUAUUCAUGGGCUGCUCAGCCUCAAGACCCAUGACCAUAGUCACAAAAAACGCUGAGGAUCACUCUUCUUCUCUGGCUUCGUCUUCUUCGGCUUCACAUUCAUCCAAUUCUUCUUCACCACCUGUUCCCAGAACUCUUUCUCUUCCAAUGCCUCUUGUUCAUCAUCCUCCGACUAGAAAAGGCGACACCCACCACCUCGUAUCCCUCACCUCCACCACCUAUGGUUCUCUUAUUUUAAAUGACCGAUCCGACCUUGGAAACCCUAGCUUCAACUCCGAUGAUGAUGGUCGUGUUCGGUCUAAAUCUCCGACCCAUCUCACCAACGCGUCUUCUCAAAACAGAACGAAUCAGUUAGAGGCUGAGCAGUCAUUGUCCCCUGACUCCGUUAUCAACACUUGGGAACUCAUGGAUGGCCUCAAUGAUGAUGAUUGCGAUGACACUGCCAAGCCUCAAGCUUCGAUUUUUCACCGUCCCGUGUGUACUACGGACAAACCCAGUUCGUGCAGGUACACUACGUUUGAUGGGUCUGCCAGGAAAGUACUGCUUGAAUCGUUUGAAGCACAGAAAUACUCUUCGUCAGAAGUUGUUACCAAAAACUCGUCCCCCUCGUCGGCGAAGAAGCCGCUCUGGCAAUACCUAUCGGAGGAAGCCUUGCUCUCUAAAUUAGAUCCAAAUGUGGCUUGGAGCUAUCGGCGAGCUCUCUCAUCGAGGCAAUUAGGUAGCAACGUUCCCAGAAAUGUCCGGUCAUUGGGGUCUAGCCCUUUGAGUUCUUCGUUUUCUCACAAUUAUUGUCGUUCACUAUCGGGCACUGAAGAGAGAAUAGUGGUUUAUUUUACGAGUUUAAGAGGAAUCCGCAAGACUUACGAAGAUUGCUGUUCAGUGAGAGCGAUACUACGAGGAUUCAGAGUUGCCGUAGACGAGAGGGACAUCUCUAUGGACUCAUCUUACAGAAAAGAAUUGCAGAAUGCUCUUAAAGGAAAAUCAAUGGCCUUACCCCAGAUCUUUAUAAGGGGAAAACAUGUAGGAGGCGCAGAGGAAAUCAAGCAACUCAAUGAAUCUGGAGAAUUGGCGAAACUCUUGAAAGGUUUUCCUAUUCAGGAUCCAGGGUUUGUGUGCGAGACCUGUGGAGAUGCCCGAUUUGUGCCAUGCCCAAAUUGCAGUGGUAGUAGAAAAGUGUUUAAAGAAGAAGAAGGACAAUUGAGAAGAUGCCCUCAUUGCAAUGAGAAUGGCUUGAUUAGGUGUCCAGGCUGCUCCUGCUCAUAAUUGCGGCUUACGGGUAACAGUCUGUGAUCCAUAUCUUGGUUUGCUCAAUUUGUACUGAUGAGAGUUCUAAGAACUACAUGAAUCAUUAUACUUAUUAAAUAUGAAUGCCCGUAGUUCCUUCA